Messenger RNA from Dovyalis caffra, 471 nucleotides. The record is from the annotation of a GenBank genome assembly. NCBI's taxonomy places the organism in Eukaryota, Viridiplantae, Streptophyta, Magnoliopsida, Malpighiales, Salicaceae.
AUGUCUGCAACUGAGGCUUUUUGUGCCAUCUCAUCAUCUGGUGUGCAUAAGUUUCAAGAUGAUGCUCCGUGCCGUGAAUCAGAAGCUGAAGUGAAUGAUUUACUUCAGUGGUUCUCAGAAAUCAUUUCUUCUUACAAGGGUUACAUUGAGAAUGAUGUUGGAUCAUUUUCAGUGCAUGAGAAUAGUACUGGAUACUUCAUCGGAGAAGUCAGGCGAGGAGAGGAAGGCAGGAAGGAUUUUCAAAGAGAUGUACUUCCCGGUCUUGUCUAUAAUACUAGGGAUUACAAUGCCAUCGUUAUCCCAAAUCCAAGCAUAUAUCCAAAACCUACCCACCCCUUCCUCCAACUAGCCAGUGGGAGAAUGCCACAUGGAGUAACAAGUAGAUUCGUGUCUGCAAACUCAGGUUGCUUUGUCACUACUGCCCAACAAAUCACUGGUUGGAAGCAUGACGCGUCUUUGGAAAAGCUAUAA